AUGGUCGCACACGGCAAAUACACUACCGAGAAGGUGACUUAUCGGUCCCAUGGUGAAGAUAUCGCCGGUGUGCUCUACCGCCCCACAAACAUUUCCAACCCUCCCGGAAUCGUCAUUAUCGGGCCCUACUCCUUCAUCAAGGAGCAAGCGCCACUACAGUAUGCGACUCGGCUGGCUGAUGAGGGCUACGCAGCUCUGAUCUUUGACCCUCGCACUGUCGGUGAGAGUUCCGGAAUGCCGCGCCGACUUGAGAACCCCAAGAUGAAGAACGAGGAUGCCGUUGCAGGACUCGACUAUCUCGCGGGGCGAGGCGAUGUGGAUAAAUCAAAGCUCUUCCUCGUCGGUAUAUGCCAAGGCGGACCUGAGUGCCUGGACAUUGCAUCUUAUGAUGAUCGAGUCAAGGGAGUGGCCUCGGUCACUGGCUACUUUCGUGACCACGAAACCGACAUCUACAUGAUCUGCGCUGGCUGUGUCGAUUGGCAGCCAGGAGCUGAUAUUGCAACCAUGAAGAUGCCUACACCGGAGCAAGGCGAAGCUCUUCUCAAAGCCCGCCUUGAACGAGCGAAGAAAGCCCGAGACCUUUACGAGAAGACUGGGGAGGUUACAUACCAGCCGUUGGUUGAUGCUAAGGUCGCUGACCCUGACACGGGAUCUACCGCUGGCCUGCCAGGUCCUGUUGUCUGGUCUUGGUAUGGACCAUGGACACUUAAGGGUUUCGAGAACCGGUACGCCGUGAUGAGUGAUUUGGACCACUUUUCCUAUAGUACUGUCGAGGGAGUUGCAAAGUUGAACAAGCCCGCCCUUGUCAUUCAUGGUGAUAACUGUAUGAAUGGUGCCGCAGCAAAGCGACAUUUCGACUCCAUCCCGAUCAAGAACAAGAAGCUUAUUUGGGAUAAUGGAGUCUCCCACUUCCAGCACUAUGAUCAACCGGAGUGCGUUGACCGUAAUGUGGGUGAGAUUGCGAGCUGGUUUGAGAAGAUUUGA
Molecule: messenger RNA, 984 nt
Organism: Fusarium venenatum
Lineage: Eukaryota; Fungi; Ascomycota; Sordariomycetes; Hypocreales; Nectriaceae
Product: Alpha/Beta hydrolase protein
Source: RefSeq, a predicted model, not a curated record